AUGGAUGGAGAAGAUGUUUUCAUGGCUUCUGUUGAAGAAACUCCAAGCACAUCUCGUGCUGACGACUCUCAAGGAUCUCUAGCAUCACGUCCAUCGACGGAGCAGAAUCGCUCCGAGGACGAGUUCGCAACUGACCAACCGUCUACUUCCGAUUUCAAAUUCAGCUCAGCAUCUCACCAUUACAGCGAUGCAUACUUACAGGAAAUCCUGCUUUCGUCACCUGCCCAUCUGUUUUCCUGUGGACUUCUUCCGGCUGAACAGCUCUCUGCCACAUGGGAACAGUGGCUGUGCUAUUUGGCUUCGUCACUUACUCCUAGUCAGUGGCAGGGUUACUGGGCAGCGCAUGCUGCGGUUUUUGGUUUGGGAGCGUUGCCGGUUCAUUUGUGUUCGUUUUUCAACCCUACCGAAGUGCGAACGGACGAGGACCAUCGACGUCAUUUUGAUUAUGGUUAG
This is a messenger RNA of Cylicocyclus nassatus, 453 nucleotides long. The record is from the annotation of a GenBank genome assembly. NCBI's taxonomy places the organism in Eukaryota, Metazoa, Nematoda, Chromadorea, Rhabditida, Strongylidae.